Dendroctonus ponderosae (mountain pine beetle) is the source of this 2817-nucleotide messenger RNA. RefSeq lists its product as uncharacterized. The transcript has 3 exons. The coding region runs from base 327 to 2075 and encodes 582 amino acids. Lineage: Eukaryota; Metazoa; Arthropoda; Insecta; Coleoptera; Curculionidae. The record is from RefSeq and is a predicted model, not a curated record.
UUCCACCUGUGAGCACUAACGAUCCGAGAACGGGCACCCGAACAGGUGGUACCGCGGCACACUCAGCAGCAGUCAGUCAGUUGUUUUCUUCGGCAGCAUCGACUUGGCGAGCGGACAAGUACCAGCACCGUUUAUUCGUUCCGAUCUAACGGCGAUUGAUCGAUCUUCGAGAUCCACCCGAAAUUGCGAUUGUGCCCCCACAAACUAGACACUGGAUAAGUGCCGAAUGACUCUUUUGAUUGGUUGGUGACUCUGUUUUUUGCGCCCGGAUCCAAUGGAUUACUACGCGAAUUUUGGAUAGUGGCGUUAGAUCAUGACCCUCCAAGAUGCCUCUGCUACUCGCACGGCAGCUUUCAAGCGGCUCGCUGGCCGCCAUUGUGGAGAAAUGCCAGCGACAGCCGAGUCAGUCGCCGCCCCCCGACUACGAGCUCCAACUUAGCAACAGCCAUCUCGAUCUGCUGUUGCUGUCCAAGCCGCCCAAACUCACGCUGCCAAGCGAUGAGGGCUUCGAGAGCGACAUCGACACGAUUUCGCUGCUCAGCAGCGAGAACGAGACGUUCGCCGGGGACAAGUUGGCGGCAGCGGCUCCGCUCACCGAAACCGACAGCGCCAAUGGCGGCUCGGGCACCGAGAGCGAAACUGAGACUGAGAAAACCAACACGCUGACGCAGAAGAACGUCAACUGCAUCAAGGAGGGCCUGGAGAAGCAAGCGGCUGUCGUCGCCUCCUCGUCUAGUCGCGAGAGCUUCGAUCUGGGCGACUGCAUUUGCUACGCUGACGUCAACUACCCGGACGUGUUGGUGUUUGUGAUCAAGCAGGAGGCGCUGGUGUUCAAGUUCGCCAACUUGGAGAAGCUGCAGACGUUCUACACCAACUUCACCACCUUGAAGGCGGUGGCCAACCAGAGAGCCUACAGCGCGAGCGGGCUGGGGAAGCAGUCGAACAAGUACAACCUGCUGCAGCGCACCGAUCACAACGGCGUCACUCACAUCGAGAUCAAGAAGCAGCCCAAUGUGGCCUCCAUCCAGGACGCGCCCAAGAGGGCUCUGGAAGCCCCCCAGGCGAGCCCCAAGGGGAAAGACGUGAACACCAGGCAACGGGCCCAGAGCAAGCUGAUCAGCGACGUGAAGUUCAACACGGUGGGCCCGAAGCCGCGAAUCGUGCGGAGCAGCUCGAUUGAGAACAUCUUGCACAUCGAUAGAGGCCAUCUAGUCAAAGGCGCCGAUACAGCGGGGGGCCUGAGAAAGGUCUGGAACUCGGCGGAGGAUCUUCUAGAUUCGGACAGUCCCCGCCGGCCAGAGCGCCGACGCAAGAAGAAGCCGGCGCCUCCUCCGCCUCAACCGGACAAGGCAGAGGACGUUUUGAGCGGGCAGUUCGUGCGCGUCAACGUCCACGUGGACCCGCUCCAACACGCCCGCCUCGUGGCGAAGAGCACGGCGAACGAGCCGCACCCGAAAAAGCUGAGCCAGAACUUCAACCUGCUGGGCAAGGCGCUGCUGCGCGCCCCCAAGCCGGAGACCGCCACCCUCAACCGGCCCCAGCGAGUGCCGCUCUACGAGAAGCACCACUCGUGGACCAACUCGGUGCCGCGCAUCCUCAAAAAGAGCUCGCGCAGCAAAAGCGAGACGCGCUGCAGCCCGCAAAGCCUCCAGCCGAUGGCCUACCGAUACAUAGACGCCAGCCGCGACUCUGUCCCCUUUCCCUGUCCACCCAAUCAGAACAACGCCAUGUUCUUGAACGCCACCGGACUGAAGUCGAGGGCGGACCCUUUGCAAGGCAAACAGAUCGACCCGAUCCAGCACCAUCCGCGCAUCUCCUUCGGCUACAACGUGCCUGGGGGGAUCAGCAAGCACCCGAUGGGUAAUCGGGUGUUCGGGCUCACGCCCAAGCUGAAGGACUUCAGCCGGGGGGAGACGCCCAUCGGCCCCAAGUGGGGCAGCGCCUCCGACUUGACCUAUUUGGGCGGCGACCGCAACAACCUGAAGAGCAGCAUCAAGAGCGGCGAACCGGCCGGGAGGAAGAAGAACGAGAAGAAGGUGACGUUCAGCGCUUACACCACUGUGCAGGUGGUGUAGCGCGCUUUCGGGGCGCGGAACACACGCGGCCAUCUGGGAUCGGAGGAGAAAGUGAAAUUCGCACUCAGCAGCGAGGAGAAAAACCUAACAUCCGUCUAAACAAGAUCAAGAUGCCUUUGGGUUAUGUAGCGGGGACACGAGGUGUGACCGAACUCGUCCACAUUGGACGCUCGACUGGGUCUAGCUGGAAGCUGUGCGUGUGUGACCAAAAUGCAGACAUUUGGAAAUCCGCUGGACGUUUUUGAUUGACUCUCGGAGUAGAAUCAAAAAUCUCCCAGAACUCUCCCCCAAGCUCUAAUUUCAUCUUUUCCACGGAAAAAAAUGAAUUUUUGUUAUAAAAAGUGUAUAUUUAAACAGGGUGUUCAAGAUAAGGAUGUCGCAAUCGGAGGCGUUUCCAAAGAAGAAGUUUUCUGUGUUUUUUCGGACUUGUUGGUCAUUUUUGAAGUAAUUUCAAGUCACAUGGCCCUCUGAGGGCGCAACUUCUUUCUAAUUUACCCCACUUAUCUCGGACAGCCUGUACAGUGUCCCACUCAGGACGGAAACAGCCCAGUCUUUUAUUCACAUUCUGGUACAAAAAUUUGCUAAAAUACAGGGCCGUUUCCAUCCCCAGGCCCUCAACACUGUCGUAGUUGUAGCCCAUGUACAUAUGUAUAAUUAUGUAUAAACCUUGUAUGUAUUUGAGGCUGAAAGUCUCAGGCCGAGUUUAUACAUGUGGCAUUUCAAUAAAGCGAUUUUGAUUCAG